CAGAAAUGAUAAUUCCAUAUUAAAAAAACAAAAAAGAAAAAGGUGCUCUACUUCAAUCGUGUUCUUUAUGGGUGUUUCGUGAACUCAGAAGGUGCUGUCCUCUCUGAAACGCGAAACGAAGCUUGCUGCGAAUAGGGUUUGAACUCGAACGAAGCUCUCCCAACGCUUUCUGCUAUGUUGGAAUGAGUGAGAAAAUGUCGAUUGCAACGCCUUUCAGCAAGUUGAUUAGAUGUGUUAUCCUUGAUCUGGAUGGCACGCUGCUCAACACAGAUGGCAUUGUAGGCAACGUUUUGAAGGUUUUGUUAGGUAAGUAUGGAAAGGAAUGGGAUGGAAGGGAAACUCAUAAAAUUAUAGGAACGACACCGUUUGAAGCUGCUGCUACAGUUGUAAAAGAUUACGGACUUUCAUGCUCGACCACUGAGUUUUUUUCUGAGAUUUCGCCAUUGUUCAAUAAUCAGUGGGGCAACAUUAAAGCACUUCCUGGUGCCAAUCGGUUGAUUAAACAUUUGAAGAGUCAUGGAGUUCCGAUGGCCUUGGCAUCAAACUCUCCGAGGGAAAACAUUGAAGCCAAAAUAUCCUAUCAUGAUGGAUGGAAAAAUUGCUUCUCGGUCAUAAUUGGUGGAGAUGAAGUCAAAACCGGGAAACCUUCCCCUGAAAUAUUCCAUGAAGCUGCUAGGAGGUUAAGCGUGGAGCCUUCCAGCUGUCUUGUCAUUGAAGAUUCUCUACCUGGUGUCACUGCAGGUAAGACUGCUGAAAUGGAAGUGAUUGCUGUACCAUCACUUCCAAAACAGCCACAUCUCUAUACUGCAGCAGAUGAGGUGAUCAAUUCCCUACUUGAUUUGCAACUUGAAAAGUGGGGUCUACCUCCAUUUGAAGAUUGGGUGGAGGGAACUUUGCCUAUAGAUCCUUGGUAUAUUGGUGGUCCUGUCAUCAAGGGUUUUGGUCGGGGCUCGAAGAUGCUCGGGAUCCCCACAGCUAAUUUGUCAGCAAAGGGCUAUUCAGAUCUCCUCACAGAGCAUCCUGCAGGAGUUUAUUUUGGUUGGGCUGGAUUAUCAGCAAGAGGUGUUUUUAAAAUGGUGAUGAGCAUUGGUUGGAAUCCAUAUUUCAACAACAAAGAAAAGACUAUUGAACCAUGGCUACUUCAUGACUUUAAUGAGGAUUUUUAUGGGGAAGAACUGCGACUUGUUAUAGUUGGUUACAUACGUCCGGAGGUCAAUUUUCCAUCCCUUGAAAGCUUGAUAGCUAAGAUUCAUGAAGACCGCAAAGUUGCUGAGAGGGCUCUUGAUCUUCCCUUGUAUUCAAGUUAUAAGAAUGAUUCAUAUGUGAGAAGCUCGUAGUACUGAUUUUAUGAAUCCUAUAGCUUCUUGUUGAUGAAACCCCUGCAUUUGGACUGGUAUUAUUGUUUUGGGUGCAAAAUCCACUUCUUCCACACAAAAACUGUUUGUCAUAUUAUACUUUAUGAUUCUUAAUCAUCACAAUGCAAUGUGAUUUGAAACAUGCAUAAAGUAGUAAUACAAAAAUAGCCGUUAUUUUCCUUU
Gastrolobium bilobum is the source of this 1538-nucleotide messenger RNA. Its product is annotated as bifunctional riboflavin kinase/FMN phosphatase. The coding region runs from base 183 to 1337 and encodes 384 amino acids. Lineage: Eukaryota; Viridiplantae; Streptophyta; Magnoliopsida; Fabales; Fabaceae. The record is from RefSeq and is a predicted model, not a curated record. Gene Ontology annotation, biological process: FMN biosynthetic process; riboflavin biosynthetic process. The transcript is spliced from 11 exons. Gene Ontology annotation, molecular function: riboflavin kinase activity.